Messenger RNA from Loxodonta africana (African savanna elephant), 26112 nucleotides. RefSeq names its product testis associated actin remodelling kinase 1 (gene TESK1). The record is from RefSeq and is a predicted model, not a curated record. The transcript has 10 exons. Gene Ontology annotation, cellular component: cytoplasm; nucleus. Gene Ontology annotation, biological process: positive regulation of stress fiber assembly; actin cytoskeleton organization; protein phosphorylation. Gene Ontology annotation, molecular function: ATP binding; protein serine/threonine kinase activity. Bases 16 to 1902 code for a protein of 628 amino acids. Lineage: Eukaryota; Metazoa; Chordata; Mammalia; Proboscidea; Elephantidae.
GCUGGGGGCCCGGCCAUGGCCGGAGAGCGGCCCCCACUGCGGGGCCCUGGGCCCGGGCCCGGAGAGGCGCCGGGGGAGGGCCCCCCGGGGCCGGGGGGCGCGGGCGGAGGCCCGGGCCGGGGCCGCCCCUCCUCCUACCGGGCUCUCCGCAGCGCCGUGUCCAGCCUGGCGCGCGUGGACGAUUUCCACUGCGCGGAGAAGAUCGGGGCCGGCUUCUUCUCUGAGGUCUACAAGGUCCGGCACCGACAGUCAGGGCAAGUCAUGGUGCUGAAGAUGAACAGGCUGCCCAGUAACCGGGGAAACACGCUAAGGGAGGUGCAGCUGAUGAACCGGCUCCGGCAUCCCAACAUCCUUAGGUUCAUGGGGGUCUGUGUGCACCAGGGGCAACUGCACGCUCUCACGGAGUACAUGAAUGGGGGGACCCUAGAACAGCUUCUCAGCUCCCCCGAGCCUCUAUCCUGGCCUAUCAGACUCCACCUGGCUCUGGACAUUGCCCGUGGCCUACGAUACCUGCAUGCCAAAGGUGUAUUCCACCGAGACCUUACAUCCAAGAACUGUCUGGUCCGACGGGAAGACCAAGGCUUCACAGCUGUUGUGGGCGACUUCGGGCUGGCGGAAAAGAUUCCUGUGUAUAGGGAAGGGGCAAGGAAGGAGCCGUUGGCUGUGGUGGGUUCCCCAUACUGGAUGGCUCCGGAGGUAUUGCGGGGUGAGCUGUAUGAUGAGAAGGCUGAUGUAUUUGCCUUUGGCAUUGUCCUCUGUGAGCUCAUCGCCCGAGUACCUGCAGACCCUGACUACCUACCCCGUACCGAGGAUUUUGGCCUGGAUGUGCCAGCUUUCCGAACCCUGGUGGGGGAAGACUGCCCACUGCCCUUCCUGCUCCUGGCCAUCCAUUGCUGCAGUAUGGAACCCAGUGCCCGUGCCCCCUUCACUGAAAUCACCCAACACCUGGAAUGGAUCCUGGAGCAGCUGCCUGAGCCAGCCCCCCUCACCAAGGCUCCCCUGACACACAAUCAGGGGUCUCUUCCAAGAUGGGGUCCUUCUGCCACGCUUCCCAGGCCAGACCCCCGGCUCUCCCGAAGCCGGUCAGACCUCUUCCUGCCCCCAUCACCAGGAUCACCCCCCAACUGGGGGGACAAUCUAACUCGAGUCAACCCUUUCUCACUACGGGAAGACCUCAGAGGUGGCAAGAUUAAGCUCCUGGACACGCCCAGCAAGCCAGUCGCCCCCCUGCCCCUUGUACCACCAUCACCGCUGUCCUCUACCCACCUGCCCUUGAUGACUACUCCGGAGACCCUGGUCCAGCCCGGGACACCUGUCCGCCGCUGCCGCUCCCUACCCUCAUCUCCUGAGCUCCCCCGACGUAUGGAGACAGCACUGCCAGGUCCUGGCCCUCCCCCCGUGGGCCCCUCUGCUGAGGAGAGGAUGGAAUGUGAGGGCAGCAGCCCCGAGCCAGAACCCCCAGGACCAGCUCCCCAGCUGCCCCUGGCUGUGGCCACGGACAACUUCAUCAGCACUUGUUCCUCUGCCUCCCAACCCUGGUCCCCCCGGUCAGGACCUCCCCUCAACAACAACCCCCCAGCUGUGGUAGUAAACUCCCCCCAAGGCUGGGCUGGGGAGCCCUGGAACAGGGCUCAGCAUAGCCUGCCCCGGGCGGCAGCUCUGGAGCGGACAGAACCCUCGCCACCCCCUUCAGCUCCCCGGGAGCCCGAUGAGGGGCUGCCCUGUCCUGGCUGCUGCCUCGGCCCCUUCAGCUUUGGCUUCCUGUCCAUGUGCCCCCGCCCCACACCAGCUGUUGCCCGCUACCGCAACCUGAACUGUGAGGCAGGGAGCCUCCUCUGCCACCGAGGGCACCAUGCCAAGCCACCCACGCCCAGCCUGCAGCUGCCUGGGGCACGUUCUUAACAGUGGGGCCUGUGGUCUCAGGCCUCCAACUUUGGCCUUCAGGACACCCUGUGAGGACAGAGCACAAAUGCUGGACAGUGUCAGUCCCAGAUGGGCUGACCAGACCUUCUCCCUAUAUAGGGGAGCAUCAGCAUGAACUUGAGAGACAGAGCACUUCCUGACCAACCCCCAGGCUCACUCUUCUGUGGGGAUCCCUGAACCAGUCACAGCAUUGCUGACACAUGAGACUAACACGUGCAAAUUAUUUAAACGUAUUUCAAUAAAACUGCCUGGCUGGCUCCGGGCUGCCCCUAUCCACUCAGCCCCGUGCGCCCUCCUCCCCUACUCCACUUUGCUGUGGGAGGUUCUUGGGGAGCCCAAAGUCCCUUCUAGAGGCUUCUUUGCCCUUUUCCUAGGGACAGUCCAGUUUCUGGGACAGAGUUUCAGGCAGGCAGCAGGCUGGUUAGAAGUAUCAGGCAUGGAUCAGUCCUUGGCUGGGCACUGCCCAGGCAGAGUGAGGGAGCACUAGAGGGAGGUCAUCAUAGGGCCCGCAGUCUGCAGGUUAGGGAUGAGGGGCACAGGCUCUUGUUGGCAUGAGUAUCUGGGAGAAUAAAGCAGCAGUGAGCUCCACAGAUGAUUGUCACUGAGAACAGACCCCUCAUCCAGCUCACCCCAUCUCCUCCCCAGGGCUCUAGACAGCCACAUCACCAGCCUCCCUUCAGCUAAAGGCCUUGCCUGCCCCUCUCUCCUCCCCAACCCUCCUUUACAUUAGCAGACCAGGCCCCUGGAACCAUGAACAGGACUGCCACUCCCAGGCACAAGUUUUCCCUCUGAUCUCUGGGACCCUGCUCUGACUCCUUCUUCCCGGAGUCCUCCAUGCCUCAUCCCCAUCCCUUGUACUUACCUAGUUCAGGUGCAAAGAGUGUUCCCCAUCUGGAUGCCUGAAGGCUGGCAUCUCACAGAUGCAGGGAAGACGAUUUGAACAGUCCUCCUGCUGCAGUGGUGCCCAAUAUUUCAUUUGUACCUUAGCACAGUUUGAGUUUUGUGUCCCAAGCCACCUUGAGCUUUGUAUCCUAGACCUGUACAGUGGUGAAGUAGAACCAGAGUAAGCUCUGGACCCCUCCUUCCCAUUCUCCCUUCUCCAUUUGCCCUUGGAUAAAGCCUCACCCAAGUCCUAACUCACCCCACCCACCGAGACACUGGCCACACCUGAGUGUGGCUCUGGGUCCAAUGGCUGGACUCCAACCAGAAGAGGCUUUAGGACCAGGGAGGAAAAAGUCAUCCAAGGUCUUAAAGUUGAAAACUCCAGUUAGGGAACAUGGGAGGUGGCCACCCUGCUUCAGGGUUCCUGGGGUUGAUCUUCCUAAAGUUACCCCACUUCUCCCUUGUCCUCUUCUGUAGUGCCCCGUGGGGUCCCAGCUGAGAAAGUACAACCUCAGUUUGGGCAAUUUAGCCAAAGGAUGGGAAGUUAGGUUAGGGUACCAGGAUUCUUCAUCAACUGUGAAGCCCACACUAAAUCCUCAGCUUUUGAUAGAAAAUGAGAAAAAGAUGGCAUAAGUUCCAACCUGGUAAUUAUUCCCCCAAAAAUUGUAUGUACCAGGGACUGCUAGGUACUGGGGAUAGAAUAGAGGACAGGACUGCACGAAACCGUUAUUAAUCAAAUAGAGGAAACGAACAAAAGGACAAUUGCAAUAUUGAUUCAUGAAAGAUUUUUGGGAGCAGGAUCUGGGAAGGAAAUAUCUUUACUGUGCCCUUAGGAAGGGAAUAUGGAGUUGAAAUUACCCAAAAGUCCUGACAAACUUACUCACUGACUGGUGUGCCGUCAAUCCACUUCCAGUUCUUAUCUAAACUGAGGCCAAUCCAACAUGACUCAAAUAGAUUACCAUCUGAUGUCAACAGAUUUAUGAUUUCUCUGGAGUCAGAUCUCUGAGGGGAGAUUCAGAGAGACAUGAGGUGUGUGGAGAACACUGAGAAAUAGGGAAGAAAAUGAACACCCUAGGGAGGCCUAUGAGCUUUGGCAAGAAGGCUUGUCCCUGCAUCUUUCAAGUGUCCACCCUGCAGGUGCAAGCUCACCCUGUAGUUCACCUCCCAGCUGGGGAAGAAUCUCUGCCACCCUUUGGAAGGGGGCCAUCUGGUGGGCUAUUCUAAUCACAGGGAACCCAUCCCUACAAUCCAGCCUACCAGGUAUGAGAUGCCUCUCCCUGAGAGGCCAUGAGAGUCGAACCUGCUAAGUAGCCCAGAGAGCUGACUGAAAAGCUGGGAUGAGAAACAGGUUAAAGUAGAGAUGGUUCAUAAAUUCAACUCUCACGCCAACUCUUAUCAGUUAGUAGGGGCCACCUGGAGCACUGUGUUGAGAAGAUGCACAGGCUGUUCUCCAAGUUCAGAGGUAAAGAGCAUUGUGAUUGAUUAUCAAUAUCUGCAUGGAAAAGAAAUGGGAAUCCCGGCACGCAUGCCAUGUGUGCACUGCCAUUUCUGAUUUGAGGAUGUAUGUCCCUUCACCUACCAGACCCAAAUAUAGUCUGUGAAUAAGAGUAUUCUUACUGAAGAAUAAUACUGAGAUUGAAGAUCUUUCAAUACGGCCAGAUCUGAGGACAGGGAUUUACAGUGCUUUCGGCUGUCCUCCCAACUUUUUUGAGUAGGUGAGAAGUAAAAGCAGCUUUUCCUCUUCUGUAUCCAUCCCACAGGGCAGCAGUUUUCUAAAAAAAAAAAAAAACAAAGAGUGUGACACCACUUUACAGACCCAGGAGGAAGGUCUCAGCACUGUCUUUGGAUGAAAGUGACCACUCAGCAGCAAUCCGGUUGCUAACAGUAUUCCCCUGGGUCUAAAUUCAGUGCCUUUAUUGACUCCCAGUCCUUGACCUUGGCUCUCUUUUGCCUGCCCUGGAAAUGUCACACCUGUGUAUACUUAGUAGAAAGCUUUACGUUCAACAACAUUACUGUCUAACAAUCUGGAAGGUUUAUUCCAAUAGGACUGGUGUUGUAGUCCCAAUUUCUGACCAAUUACAGUCCCACCACCACCCCCAAUUUUGGCUAACCUCACCUAGGCCCCCCAUAAUUGUUCAUUAGCCUCUAAUUCAUCUUACUAGCUCCCUAAAGCAUCCCCCACUGCAUAUGCAGAACUUUUCCCACACUCCUCAAGCCAACCACCUCCUUCCCUCUCCACUCUUCCACAAGCAACUAGUUCCUAUUUUACCAAAAUUGUCAGACUCCUGAUGUGAGCUCUAUUUCCCUCAAAAUUUUUGUCUCUCCUCUGUUCCUCUUUUCCUGAUUAUCCAUAAUAAACAUCCCUCUCUUCUUUUUAAUGUCAGCCACACCCCAAUCUGUGCUCCUGAUCCCAACCCCACCCAACUCUCUUCCAACACGUGUUCAAUGAGUCCUACCUUCAUCACUCAGAUCAUUCCCUUUCCACUAGCUCCCUCUCUUCUGCCUACAUUUCCAUGUGCAAGGUGGGCAGUUGAGUUCAUCCAGGGUUGCAAAUUUGCCAUUCAGGUGCACCAGAAGGAUGAUGGAACCAAAGAAUGGUUGAAGUGAUGGACUCCAGAAUCCAAUAGAUAGGGAGAGAAGCAAGGACAGGAGAGGACUGAUGGGGAGCGAGGUAGAAGGGGAGUUAGUGGGUUGGAAGCCUGGGUGAGGUUGAAGAAGUAUGGGGAAAUUGUGGGGAAGGGUGGGCAGUUGUGAUCAGAGUGGAAGUCUGAAACCAUCCUUUCAGCAGAAGAGUCAUUUCACAUGCUGAGGCCCAGGGGGCAGCAGUGGGAAUGGGUGGCAGCACUGACAUGGAAGUGAGGAUAAGGAGGUUAAGGAACUGAGGGUUGGGGGUGUCUUCAUAUAAUCUUGCUGUCCCAAGCCUGGGGGAACAUCCAGGUGCCCCCUGAGCUAGAUAGAGACUAACCCUGACCAUAGAUAUUCAAUUCAUAAACAUUCCAGUCCUCUUCUAGGCACCCUGUCUAGAACCCCAGCCUGCUUUGGCACAGCCUUUCCCCUUUUAUGUAUCCCCCUUUCCCAUCCCCACACACUGGAUGGUCUCCUGCUUUCAAAAUGGGCAAACACCCCACCCCAGUUCCCUAAACCACAAUACCCCACCCAUGUCGUUGUGAGUGGCACCCAUGCAUGAGAGCAUCCAUUUCCUUGCCCCUCUACUAGAUUGCACCUCAUCAAUCAGUAAUUCUUAAACUUUGUGUGGGGGAAGGUGUCUCAGAUGUAUUGAGAAUCUAAAGCUAUAUAUCCUCUCUUUAGAAAUAUCUGCAAAAAAUUAAAUAAGUUAUAGAAAAUAAAAAUGUGCAAACAACCGAUUUCACAUCCAAAUUCAGGGGGUGCCCAGGCCCUUGACACAGACUUCACUCCAGACACCUGAGUUCACCAUGCUGCUUUGGACAGUGUGGUUUGGAUUGUUGGCUGCCACCCUCCCCUCCUCCACAGGGUCUGCCUUAGAGCUGGGUGAGUCCCCCUCAAUCCGGUGUGCAGCUUCAGCCUUCUUCCUGCACGGCUCAAGUCAGCCACCACUCUGGUUCACUACUUCAUUUCCCCAACAACUCAUUGGCUCCCUGAUACAUAGAUAGAUCUCCCAUCACUAGUGUCUCCUCUCGUCAAUCCAUGCCUCACAGCAGUCCCCUCUCAGCUCUCCCCAGAGCAGGUACCUGGUGAGGAACAUUUGAAGAAAGGCUUCAGUGUGUCCUGCAUGUUGCUCAGCCUCUGCUCCAGGGUGCUCCUCUGCCUCUCCUCCCUUUGCAAGUUCUCCUCUGUCUUCUCCUUGUCGGACUGGCAGGCCUGUAACUGCCCUUCAGCAGCCUGGCGACGCCCUUGUUCACCCUGUAGUGCUUUCUGACUCUGGGCCAGCUCCCUCCUGGACCCUUGCAGCUCCUCUUCCCUCUUCCCCUCCUGGGUUAUCUUCCGGUGGAGCUGCUGGCGCAGGCUGCUGUUAGUGGCUUCCAGAACGCUGUCCAUCUGCUGGAGCUGCUGAGACACCUGCAGAUCUGUUUGGCCAUAAAGAGUGAUUUGGAGGGCAUCUUCACCAGACACGUCCUGCGCCCCUGAGACUUCAGCAUCAGCCCUUUCACUGCUUCUUGCAACUUUUUGCACAAUGAGCUGAAAUACAAGAUCUGACUGCCUAAAGCUUAAGGAGGUACUGCAUAAGGUAAGGACAAUUUAGGAGGAGGACAACGCGCUGGAAACCAGACCAAAAGCUAAGAGUUUGGUGGGAGCCACUGUGGGCUCUGCUGAGGAAGGGUGGCUGUGGAGGGGAGCAGGGGAAAUGUUGUUUGGGGGUAAGUGGGACGUGGGGGCAACCAUACUCACAGCGCAUGCCCAGGCAGAUAGCGGCCACCGCUAACAUCAGGCAGGUGAGGAGCAGGCCAAGGAGAAGGAGGUGCAUGUAGGCUGCACAGCCUUAGGGAGCGAGUGGAAUGAGGGGCAGUCAGUCCCAAAAAAGAAUGUAUAGACUGAGGGGAUGGGCGGAGGGGAUUCACGACGAAAAAGCACUCCUAACAGGACGGUAGUGCAGGGCUGAGGAGGGCAGGCAAGGCUGGCUUUGUGGGGCAGUGGGAGCAUUUCACAGGUAGGGGAUGGAGGUGUUUCAGAGUAAAGGUUGGGGGUUGUCAAACAGAGAGGGGGGAAGGAGAGGCACGUGAACUGGGGCCUUGAACGAGUCUCAGUCGACAUAUUGGAAUGAUCAGUAGGGGAUGGGGUGGAAGGGGCACCGAGAGGGGUCGCGGUGCCCCCUAGGCGUCGAAAGACCUGCACCCGGGCCCCCUCCCGGGCCAGGCCUGCGCCCUGCGGGCCAGCCCACCUCUGCGCUGCCCCGCGUGAGCACGUCCCUCCCAGCCAUCCUCGCCAGGAGUCCCGGCGUCUCCGCGGCGGGGAGAGGCCCAGAAGGGGAACUGGCCUUCCGCGGCCCAGGGAGAUCGUGACCACGCAGCGUGUGGACCCGGACGCCACUCACAGGGGAGAACCCGCCCAGCAGCUGCUGACGUUACGGUGCUCCAGGCCGCGGGUGGCUGCUCCGGCUUGACCUCUGCAGAUUGGGAGGGGCUCCAGUUGGAACAUGGGAAGCACCGGGAAAUGCCCCUUCUGCCCCCUCCCCACCCUACCACCACGCUGAGCCCCCGUCCGUCCUAUGUUGACCCCUACAAUUCGUCUGGGACACCCUCAUCCCUCGCGGGACUUCCUUAUCUCUCCCUGAACUCUUCUCCCUCCUGGGACUGGCCUUGCCUUUUCUCCAGGGACCCCUCAUCUCCCCCGCUAAAAAUAAACAAAACAAGUUGCUGUGAAGUCGAUUCCAACUCAUAGUGAUCCUAUACGACAAAGUAGACCUGUCCCAUAGGGUUUCCAAAGAGCAGCUGGUGGAUUCGAACUGCCAACCCUUUGGUUAGAAGCCAAUCUCUUAGGCUUCACAUCUCCCCACUAGGUCUCAUUUUACCCUUCCUGCCCUCUUAUCUGUCCACCCCAAGCCCUCUCCCUGGGAUUGCUCCCAUCCCUCUCCUGUACCCUCUCAACUCUCUGUGACUCCCAUUAGAACUCCUCUCCCCGAAGCACUGCCCCCAUGCCUCCUCGGAGCCCUUACCUCCCCACUGGGCUCUCCCACCUUGCCCUUGGCAUCUUGAUUCUUCCCCUGGCUCCCGUUUACCCGGUUCUCAUUCUUCUCUUUCCUUAGACACCUCUCCUUUCCCCAAGGGUGUUGUCUUCUCCGGCUCAAGACACAGCCACCCAAACACACGUCCCCUGUGCACUCCAUACCUGCUUUGUCCCUAGGCCCAGGGGGAGCCAUGCCCCCUGGCCACUCUGGAGCUGAGGGCACUUGUACAUUCUCAUAGGUGAGCUCCCCAUUCUCAUAAUCCUCUGUGUCUGGAGAGGAAAGGGACCAAGGUGGGAAUCAGGAGGUGGGGUCCUGAAGGAGGAGGGGAUGCAGGCAGAAUCAAGGAGAUUCAUCCACCCUUACCCUGUUCUAGCCGGGUGGAGAUGCUCUUCUUCAGGGGUGCCUUCACAAACCGAAGGUCUGCAUAAGUGAUGGCCUCAGCCAUGAUCCUGAGCCCCUCUGCACCCACCCGUUUUGCCCCCUCUUCCACUGGUCCCAACACUGCUUGCCACUCUCCUCUCUGUCUUUAUACUCUUAGGCUUUGUGUUCCCUCUGUGACUACACACAUAAUCGUUUUGCCCUGUGACUUCCAGUUACAAAAGAGGAAGGUGUGAGCAAGUCUCUACCAGAUGGGUUCAGUGAAGCAGAAGGCAUCCCUGGGCCCAGGACAGGGGGGCAGAGGAGGGGAGAUUGAGGUCCAGAGUCUUGGAGUAGGAGCUGGGGGUGUCCAGGCCACUACUUGGGCUGGACCAUGUCCUGCCUGUGUCCCCCUUCAUGCAUCCUAGACCCACUUCAGUGAUGCUGGGUUCCAAACACCUGUCCUCCUGACUGGCUUCCCUGAUUGCCCCCCUCCAUUCCUGCCUGCCCUAUCCACUGGGGCUUAUGGGUGUGUAGUCAGAGCAAUUCUGUAGCCAACUGACCUCAGAGGAUUUCAGUCACUGCUCCAGGGUGGGGCUCCAUUGCCCCCAUCAGAUCGUGGGUACUAGUGUGGAUCCCAGAAAACCUGGUGGUGUAGUAGUUAAGAACUAUAGCCGCUAACCAAAAGGUCGGCAGCUCAAAUCCACCAGGCGCUCCUUGGAAACCCUAUGGGGCAGUUCUGCUUUGACCUGUAGAGUAUGGGAACUGAUUUUGAAUGGGUAGUGUGGAUCCCUAGCUUCCCACCAUCCUGGGGUUUCCAGCAGGUUCUUAGAAAGGGGUCCCCUGAUGUGUUGGAUCCCUAGGUGGGCUCGUCUCUUCUAUAGCUUGGGGGCUUUCAGGGUGGGCCCAGCUCCCCUCCUGCUAUACCCCACAGAGUUGCUGAGGAAUCCCUCCUCCCUGUCACAGGGAGGUUCUCACUCAAAAGUCCUUUCUGGGAAUGCCACAGCCCUUCUGGAGGGUGUAGGUGACUUAGGACCAAACUGUUUCUCCUCUGCAGACACCCCCAGAGUUCCUCUUCAGAGAUUUCCCUUCCCCCCUCCACCCUUGUUACCCUCUUGUGAUCAGUCAGCCCUUCCUCUCCCCAUCCUGCCCCUGCCAGCCUCGUGACAUCCUCUUUCCCUACAGCCAAACAGUCGUGCAGGACCUAGAAGGUGGAGCACAGGAGGCAGAGGCCCAGGAAUAGGCCUGGGCUGCGGGUGAGGAUGAGGGACCCCACAGGGACCUUAGCACUGGCAGUCUCACAGCUUGUGCAGUGGAGAGGCCUUCUCUACACCCCUGGGGGGUGCCAGGGAUCAGGGGAGCUGCCUAGGGGUUAGACAAAGAAAGGAAGCAGGGCCAGGAGCUUAGCAUGCAGACUCUUGGCCAGCCAAGAUUUUUAUAUGUUCUUGUUUUGGUUUUGCUCUUAAUUUCCUAGUAAAGUUCUUCCUGAAAAACAAGUCCCAACAUUGGCCUUUCACACCCAGCCCAGAGGAAGAAGGAGCAUUUGGCAAAGUGGAGAAGGGCCCAGUGGCUGAGAGGCACUAAUAGAAGGUCCCUUCAUAGAAGGGGAGGGCUUGACUGAUGGAGGACAGAGGGAAACCCAGGGAGGGGAGAGGGGGGCUGCUGAGCAAGGGUGCCUGGAGAUGCUCCCUAACAUUCUUUUGCUCCUAUACAGAACCCCAAAAGGGCCUACUUCUGAGAGUUGGAAGGGACUGGGGCAAGACAAGGUAUGGAGGUGGGGAAAAACCCACCCCCCAGUGGGUGACAUCCGCCCCCUCAGAAACCCCUUCUGCAGCUGUGGGGAGGAAAAAGGAAGGGGAAAGAGGUCCUCACCGCAGUUUAACAGCUUUUAUUGUAUGAUUGGUGGUGUGUAGCAUGGUGCUAUGAUGGGCCCCAUCCCCAAGAACAUGCCCACUGAGGCGCCUGAGUAAUGUGUCUGAGGACAGACAGAUAAAUGUGUGUGUGCACACACGCGUCCAGGCCUUUGCUGUCUGUUCCCGGGGUGUCUGUGUGAGGUGAGCAUCCCUGUCAAAGCUGGUCUGGAGGAUUAAACACAGAGGACUCUGGGGGACAAAGGGUGUCUGUGGUAGCUGUUUUUUCUCUUUUUCCUAGGGCAGGGAAUGAUGGGCCAUUUUAAGAAAAGUCUUAAAAGGUCAUGGUGACAGGUUCUACAAAUAUUACCUUUUUAAGGUUCACUGUUCCCUGAGGUGUCCCUGCAGCUGUUAACCAUCCCUGCUUGGUUGAGGUUUCCAACAACCCACCUGGGCACCCUGCCAGGGCCUCCCCCAGAUAACAGUACGUGUUGGUGACUCCCUGGGGACCUCAGUGGCCUGUGAGAGUGAGUGGGGGCAUAUAGAGCAGCUGGUGGCACGAUGGGUGGGGGCAGUCAGUGCACUUGUAUCUGUGGUGUAGGCGGUGGGGGUGUAGGCAGUGUGUGUACCAACUGCAAGAACACUUGUGGGAAUCCCAUAAACUGUGGAUAAUGUCCCAGUUUUCAGGACUGAUACAUUUGGUGAACAUGACCUGGAUGCCAGGUAAAAUGCCAAGACCGAGGCUCCCAGGGUACGCUCUGAAAAAGAAUCAGGGGACGUGCUGCCUAACUGGCCCUUGGAGAGGCUUAAGAAGGGAGGGUACUCAAAUGGAUUUAGGAUGAGUUAAACUCCAUACACAGCCCCGGGGCAGGAGAUGGCCUUGGAAGUCUUAACCAGGCUUGGCCUCUGUUUCUCUCCUCUUUGGUCAUUUUGGUGAUGGUUGCAUGUCUUCUCAUGAGAUCCUGCAUUCCAUUACAUCUUAGACACAAUGCCUUCUUUUGUGAAUAGAUGUAUAAGCAGGAUUCUUCCCCAUAUGUGCCACAUAGGAUCUUUGCAAAAUUGACAUUCACGUUUCUUUUGAGGCUGGACACCUGUAACAUCAAGCCAUAUCCCUACUGCCCAACUGUCAGAGUCACCCAGGAACUUUUAAGAGUUGAGGGCAAGUGCUUCACACCUCAGCAUUUCCAGGACCAUAAUAUCAUCGUCUGAGACCCUAGAGGACAAACACCAAAGCCCCUUUCCUGCCCUCACCUGGCCUCUCCACUGCUUAUUACGGGGAACAGGGUGUUAAGGUAGGCAAAAGGAGAGGGCCCAACAGUAACGGCGUCCAGAAAGAAUUUUUAGUGUGGAAAGGGGCUCAUCUUGGUAAAGCCCAGCCAACAUUAGGAAGUCAGGAAUGUCUCCUAAAACUCUAAAAGUCAGACUGUCUCUGUCUAACUCCAAUCUAAUCACAUGAGUCCUUGAAAGGGAGCAUCUGUAGGAAGAGAGAGAUUCCAUGAUAGAAGAAUUAGAGAGCUGCAACAUGAAAAGGACUCAACCAGCCCAUUGCUGGCUUUGAAGAUGGAGGAAGGAGGCCAGGAGCCAAGGAAUGCAGGCAGUCUCUAGAAGGUGGAAAAGGCAAGAAAAUGGGCUCUCCCCUAUAGCCCCCAGAAAGGAACAUAGCCCUGCAAACACCUUAAUUUUAGCCCAAUGAGACCUAUAUUGGACUUCUGGCCUCCAGAACUGUGAGAUAGUAAAUUUGCAUUGUUUAAGCCACUAAGUUUGUGGUAUUUCAUCACAACAGCAAUAGGAAACAAAAUACACAAAUGUUUGCUAAGCUUCCUGAACUGUGGAGGAAGCAUGAUGUAAUGGAAAGAGCACAUUACUGGGGGUAAAGAAGCCAGUCACAAUUUCCAAGGUUUUCAUCAGUAAAAUAUGGAUGGUUUAGACAAUGUGUGACAUCAGUCAAGGGUGUGAUUGCUGGAGACACAGUAGGUCUCAACUUCAACAAAAGCAUCUUAAAAAGUCUGCCACAACAGCUUUAAAGACAGGUGGGAGCAAUAUGGGCCACUUGGUAGCAUUAUUAAUGGAAUUUACAGCUCUUUGAAUCACUUAAGCCAAAGAGAGCCGCUAGGUCUCCGGUGACUUGCCCAGGCCCCUCCUUGGCCCUGUGUUUAAUGAUGACACAGAAAGCACAUUCAUAUUUUCUGAUGCCACAGAGCUGAAAAGAAAAGCAAUACACUGAAAGACAAACUCAAGAUUCUAAUGUUGCUACAGGACAAAAUGAUGACUCCAAACCACAGAACGAAAUUUAAUAAAAGGUAAAUAAUAAUAGCAUUUAUUGAAAAAUGAAAUUUGCGGUUCAAAAAAUAAAUUACACAAGCAUGGAAUGGGGGGAGCCUGGCUUAACAAUAGUUGAUACACAAACUAUCAGAGAGGGAAAGGCAGUUAUCAGACAUUUUAGAGCCGGAAGGGAGAGCCCAACCCACUUAUUUUACAAAUUAGGAAACUGGGCUCCGUAGGCCCAACUGUAUGACUAGGAGGGCUUGUGGGAAAAGCUACACUGUUAGGACUCCAGCUCCUUUACCAAAUAUGUCAAACAUUGUGCCAGCCACACCUACAGCCUCUUUUAAGGGGGCAGACCCCUGCUGAUGAGGCAGCCUAGACCCUGGAAUUUGUGAUACCAAAUUCUGACCUCAGCUGAUUGAAAUAAUCAAGUGGGCAACUGACCCAAGACCUGGCCAGUCCAUAGAGUAGCCAGUGGCUUAUGAGGUAACCUGGUGUGGAAGUCAGAGAUGAUGUAAACUUAUCAAAUUUUCAUUCUCAGGAAUUUAGAGAAAAUAAGGAGAUGAACUCAGCAGUGGGAGCUGAAACUGAAAGGCUGCAUACAAAGUAUGUCCACAGAAUGGAGUUCUCCACACCUUAAGCAACUGUGCCUGGCUACUCUCUCUCACAUACUUAGUGGAGAAUGAUUAUCCUGGCAGGGGUAAUGAACCUGAUCGUCAUGCAGAGAUAAAGUUGCUGUUACAUAAUGGGAACGGGAGGACUGCCUCUGCAGCCAUGGGAUUCCUGGGUGCCUCUUGGUGCUCCCCGCCCACUGAUUAUCCAUGAACGGGCAACUGUGGCCCCCACAGCCUGAAAAGGGCAGAGUAAUCAGGGCUCAGACCCCUAAGAAGUGAAAGCCUAGGUUAUCCACCAGGCAAGCGAUCUAGAACCAGCAAGAAGUGCUGUCUCAGGAGGAGGGAAGUCUGGAAUGGAUGCUAGAGGAACCUUAGAGUCUGUAAGUUGAAUAGAUGGUUGCAGCCUUAGAGCCAACCCCUGUGGUGGGGACUAUAGUUUGCCUCACUAACCCUCCUAUUACAAGUGUUUAUUCCAUCUCCUCCUUUCCCUUCUUUUUCUUUUUUUUUAAGAACUUGUAACUGCAUCUACCCUGAGACCAGAAGAACUAGAUAGUGCCUGGCCACCACUACCGACUGUUUUAAUUAGAGCCACAAUAGAUGAACCUGAUAGGAUGGGAGAAAAAUGUGGAGCAGAACCUCAAAUUCCUAACAAACAAAACAAACCUACCAGGCUGUUUGAGACUUGAAGGCUCCCUGAGGCUAUUGCCCUGAGGCACGCUUCGAACCUUGAACCAAAACUAACCCCUGAGGUCACCUUGUAGCUAAAUAACAGAUUGGCUCAAAAAAUAAUGACUAUCACCCAGAAGUACUGCGCUCCUUUAAAAAAGUCAUCUAGAUGAGACUAAAUGCUUAACAAUUACUUUAGAACGUAGAUGAGAAUGUAAGGAGGCAGGGAAACUAGAUUAAUGGAAACAGAAUAUUGUGUAGAAUGUAACCAAUGUCACUUAAUAGCUUAUGUAGAAAUUGUUGAAUGGGGAACCUAAACUGCUGUGUGAACCUUCACCGAAAACACAAUAAAAUAUUAUUAAAAAAAAAAAAAAAUUGUGACCAGUCACGCUCUUGAAGCAGGGAGAGUGUAGCGUGAACUCAGUAUGGAACAUGAGUGGAUCUGAGCCAUGCAUGUGUUGAUGGUGCAGACACUACCAGGGCCUCAGCCAUGUCCCCUGGCCUCACUUCUGUGGUGCACGUUAGCCCAGGUUCCACCUGCCAGCCCACACCUCUUUGCUUACAGAUUUUCUCUGGUGGCUCAGAGCUCAACCUCCACACAAAAAAAAAACUACUACUACGCAAGGCAGGCCUAAAGAGCCGGAGGGUCAAUCUCCUCCCCCUCCCCUCUCAAGGGCAGCUCUCAAAUAAUGACUGGUGGGAACUGGUGCAUAAAUACGCCAGUUCCUUCACCCUUCAGGUGAGAAUAAGGAUAAUUGCAGACAUCCUAUCUAAUUCCUGAUUUUAAUUGAAAUGGCUUUAGUGUUUCUCCACUGAGAACAAUAUUUGCUGUUAGGUUUUAGUAAAUAGUCUUCAUUAUAUUUAAGCAAUUUCCCCCUUUUUUUUAUUUCAGAAUUUUUAUUUAGGAAUGGUGUUAAGUUAUGCAAACUCACUGCUUGCCCCUGGGAAGCAGGCUGUUUCUGGGACUUGCCACCUUCCUAAAGGUCCUUGUUCUUGGAUCUGAAGCCGGUUCUUCAGAAACCUGUCUGAGGGAAUGCUCUCUGCAAGGAGCCCAGCAGAGCCCACUUUAAGCUCCUCACCUGUAACUGGGAGAUGUCAGAGGCGGAGUGGAAGGGAGUGCCUUGUUGGGGUUGCCACAUGCCCAGAACCUCCUCACCCUGACUAGUCUAAGUAUUACUGGUAGAUACAAUGAUGCUCACUAAAAGACUCAGAAACAUUAAUAGUAGUUGCCUCUAGUCAACUAUUACUGGAGUGGGAAUGGGGCAGGGACUCUUCUGCUUUUUUUUUUUUUUGCUAAAAUUUCUUAACCUCGAAGCUAUCACCAUUCUGGAUCAGAUAAUUCUUUGUUGUGUGAGACUGACUGUGCAUUGUAGGAUGUUUAGCAGCAACCUGGCUUCUACCCACUAGCACCCCUCCCCAGUUGUAGCAACCCAAAAUGCCUCCAGAUAUUGUCAAAUGUCCUGAGAGCUACUGUUCUAUACCCUUCUGUUCUAUUUGAAUUUUUUUAACUACGUGCUCUAACUGCUUCUAUAAUUAAGCAUUUAACCAAGGUCAUGAGACAGAGGAGGAAAUAUGAAGCUGUUGGGAGGAAGCAGAAACAUGAAGUAGAGAAUAUACAAUAAAGGAUGAAGAAGAAAAGUAGAAAGAGAUUUGGAUAUAAUCAAGAGAAGCAGAGACAAAGAGUAUCUGGGUCACAGGACCAGAAAGACAGGAGUGUGAAAACCCCCAUUCUUUAUAAUUCUUUAAUUCUCUCUUGUAUCUGUAAUGAUAAGGAGCCCUGGUGGUACAUCGGUUAAUUAAGCACUUGGCUGCUAACCAAAAGGUUGGCAGUUGGAACCCAACCAGUGGCUCCAUGGGAGAAAGACCUGCGAUCUGCUUCCAAUAAAGAUUACAUCCAAGAAAACCCUACAGGAAAGUUCUACUCUGUCACAUAAGGUCACUAUGAGUCAGGAUCUACUUGAUGGCACCUAACAACAACAUCUGUAAUGAUUCUCUGUAGCUGAGGUCUCCAGCACUGCCUAGGAUCCAAUAACAGACUGCAGAGGCCCAAUCAUUCCAUAGCCACCGUUCUGGGAUUUCCAUUCCAUUAAGUGUCGUACUUGCUCCAGGUGUCCUUACAAUAAACACCCCUUCACUUAAGCUAGACUGAGUGAGUCUCUCUACUCCUGACGAAGUGCCCAGUCAAAGAAGUGGACCCUGACCCCCACCAUGUGCUUAGAGCUACAUUCACUUGUUAGCACCACACAUGAAGAGGGUCUCUGACCAAGCAAAACAAGCGAUGAGUAGAUUGCAAAUAUGUCCUGUAAAAGAACUGUAGAAGGAAUUUUAAAAAGCUUUUCCUGGGGAAAAAAAAGACUUAGGCCAUCCAUCAGCACUGGCUUUCAACCGCUGUUAGGCUUUCAUAUACAAGAUGGAGAAGACUGAUCGUAGCUCAGAAGGCAGAACAGGUGAGUGAAGAAGUAACAGGGAAUUGGCAAAUAUUGUGUUAUAUAUAUUUUUACAACAAUAAUUAAAAAAAAAAAAAAGAAGUAACAGGGAGGUAGAUUUUGGCUCCAAAUAAAAAAAGUUGUAUCAAUAAAAAAGGCUAAGACUGGAAAAGAUUGCUUGGUAGGGUAGUGAGCUCCCCACCUCUGGAAGUGGUCAAAAAGAGGCUUCAAGGGUGGUUCCUGCAGUGGGCGUAAGCUUGGGCCAGACUUAUCAGCCUCCUUCAGCUGUAUCUUUCUAGAAAAGUAUAAGCUAGGAAAGAGACCAGGUACACCCACACAUUUAGCAGAAAUAUUUCGGGGCUAAAUGACAUGAUAAUACCUUUAAGUAAGUCAGAAGAGGGUGGCUCAUGGAGAAAUUGAGCAAUAGGGAAGAUCUCAGAGGUUCAGCAUCUUAGCUGGCCCUCGUCUGCUGGUCUUUCCCUACAGAAUUAGUCAGAUUUCGUGGUUGCAAGAGAUAGAAAGCUAGUUUAGACUGGCUUAAGCAAAAAAAGGAAAUUUAUUAGCUUGCAUAACCAAAAAGCUCAGGAGACAGAUCUAGCUCUGGGCAUGGGUGGAUUCAAGGCUUCAAAUGAAGUCAUUAACACUUGGUCUGUCUCGGAAAGAAGUUCUGAUACAUGUUACAACAUGGAUGAACCUGGAAAACAUUAUGUUGAGUGAAAUAACUCAGACACAAAAGGACAAACAUUGUAUGAUCCCACUUAUAUGAAGUAUCUACAAUAGGCAAAUGAUAGAAAACAAAGUUUAUUAGUUGUUGGUUACCAGGGCGAGCAGAAGGGGGAGAGGACAAGUUAUUGCUUAAAGGGCACUGAGUAUCUGUUAAGGAUGAUGAAAAAAAUUGGAAACAGAUAAUGGUGAUGGUUGUACAACAUGGUGAACAUAAUUAAUGUCACUGAAGCGUACAUGUAAAAACGGUUAAAAUGGCAAAUGUUUUGUUAUAUAUUUUUUUACCACAAUAAAAAAAAGAAAGAAUGGAAACAAAACAUCCAACUUAAAAGACGGAUUAAAAAAAAAAAAAAAGACUUGGUCUCUCUCCACGUCUCAGCUGUUUCCCUCCUUAUAGCCAAAAACGGCUUGGAAGUUUACACCCAUCUUGAGACAGUGUAGGGCAAGGCCAAAAGAGGCCUUGAUUGGUUGGCUUCCGAGGCCCUUCCCAAUUCCUUAAGAACUUCCUGUCACUGAACCUUUGGCUGUCCCAAAGCUCCUUCAUCUCCAGGUUUUGGGUUUAUUCUUACCUAUCCUCCCACCUAGAAAUUCAGGAAGAGGGGAAAAGCUGGGGCCCCAGAGGGCACUGGUACCUCCCCCUAGGGGAUCCCUCCUGGGAAUGUGCCUGGGACAGGGCACUCCUUCUGGCUGAAAUCAUACACCAUUGGGGCAAGGAAGACCACUAAGGAAAGUACCGGCAUCUAUGUAGGGGGAAAAAAUACCAGAUAUUUGGUAGGCUGCGACUAGUUGACCAGCCAGAGAGGUGGGGCAAGGGGGCCCUUCGAAGAUGUUUGAGCGGGUUCCAGAGGAGGAUUUGGCUGCACCACCAUGUUUCUAGACCCAGGGCUCAAAAAGGAAGUUGCCACAGUCACGGGCCUGGGCCAGAGCACGAGCCUUGGUUAUGAAGAGUCAGAUAAAAAGAUAACUAAACGGUUGUAUGGCAGGGAGGAAGCAGAGGAUACAGGUUUCUGGAACUGGGAGAAAAACAAAGUUAAAAUCACACCGUCCUACAGACACACAUGAAAAAUAAAAACGUUUUAAUACAAACUCAAUUUACAAGCGACUUUUUGGGACAGUUCCGGCAGCCCACUUCGGAGUGACAGUACGCCAAGCCCCGGAAACGUGGGAGGCCGAGGCUCACUGAGCAGCAGAAAAAAAGAAGAAAAAUUUAGCCUGGGGCAUUUCUGGGGCGGCCCCGAGUGCAGGGACUACAUCUCCCAGGAUGCCGCGUGCCAGGCAGCGCAACGCCUGCGUAGAGGUGGUGGGCCAUGCCGCGUCUCACCAGGCGGGGGCGUUCGGGACUCGGUCCUGAGCUGGCAGAGGUAGUGAGCGCUGCGGGGCGGAGUUGGGUCUGUGCUGCUACGGUUUGAGAAGCUCCUAGUAAUGAGCUUUCAGAACUCCUCUCUGAUUCCCGGCUCGUCCCCGCAAGUUGGCGGAAUCCCAACUUCACCUUUACCAAGGUCAAACUCUCGCGUACCCCAGGCCGCAGACACACUGAGCUGUCUUCAGAAGCACAGCAGCUCUCAGGAACCCCACAUCCCGCUGCCAGUGGUUCCCCGCAUCCGGUACCCGCCCCCUAGAGCCACCCUCCCUCCUACACAGCCCCACCUGCCUGCCCUUAACCGCGACCAGAGCGCUUCCUGGGGAAACUCAGGUUGGAGACCUUGGAGGUCGGGGGACGCCGGGGCAUUUGGGGUAGUGUGUGUGUGGUGGUGAUGGGGGGUCCCACUUCCCGCCGGGACCACCAGGCGGCCUCAGGCGCAGACUUCUCUGCUCUAUGGUUUUCUGUGGAACGCUAAGUGGUAAGAAGUCUGGAAGUCAAGGCCUCAGCUUUCCCUUUCUUCCCUCGAACCCCAGAAGGGGCUGUCAAGCCAGACCUGCUUGUACAGAGGCUCAAGAGGGAGAUGGCGCAGGCUUCCAUCUCAGAGUGAAAUAUUGUUUCCUGGAGCUAAGGCCGAGCUCCUCUGCUCGGAGCGACUGCCAGGGAGAUGGAUGGAUGGUAAAGAUGGGCUACAGGAAAGGUGGGUGGGGCCAGUGAGGGUGGGACGGGCAGUGGAUAGCAGACAUUGAUAGAUGGGACUAAGGUGCCUCUGACCCUGGAAGAAGUAGGGUUGGCAUGCCUCUGUUUAUGUAUAAGAGAUAGCGUGAAUCUGUUGCCAGGGUAAUUGAGGUGGUGAGCUGAGCCAGUUUAGGGCUGUGCUGUAGUCACUGUGUCGUGAUGAGGUUUGGGAGGCUCAGGUUGUAACCAGAAAGAUGGAGGAUGUGAUAUGUAGGGCUUUUUUUUUUUUUUAAACCUACUACACAUCUCGGUACACAUCUCUUUCUAACCCAUCCAUCCCCUCCUCUCCAUCUUCACUGCCACUGCCACCAUUUUAUCUCACCUAGAUUACUGCAACAUCUUCUGAAGAACACUCCCUGACUCCAGUUCUGCUAGCCUGCAGACUAAAAUAGCAGCCAGUGCUAUUUGUCUGACUGUGUUUAUCCCUUGCUUAAAAACCUUCAGUGUCUCUCCUUCAUCUCACCUACAGGAUAAAGUCUAAACUCCUUGGUAUGGUUUACAGACCCCAUGGGAUCUGGCUUCUGUCCACCCCUCCAGCCUCAUCUUGCCAUUUCCCCCAUCUCACUAUACCCUCUUGUCAUUCGAAUGAACUCUUGUCAGUUCCUCCAAAGAAGCCUCUCCUUUGCCUUGUGGUUCCCUCUGGAACAUUUUCUGGCAGACUCCUCCUUUGUGUCAUGUCCCUGCUUAUAAGUCACUUAACCUAUGAGCUCCUAUGAUCUCUAUUGCAGAGAAUACUUAUUUUUAAUAAUAGCUAGCAUUAUUGAGCACUCACUCUUUUCUAAACACUUUACGAGGAAUGCAUUUAAACUUCACAGCCUUUUUUAAAUAGACACCAUAAAUAUCCUCCCUAUUUUACAGAUUCAGAAAUUGAGCCCCAGUUGCACAAGAACACAUGGAUGGCCAGUGGUGGACAUGGAAUUUGAACUCAGGCAGACUGCGCAAACCCACCAAUUGUAGCAUGCUAUAUAAUGUGGAAGGCUGGCUGGUGUUAGGAAUUAAGCAGAUGAAGGCAGAGGGGGUCAGAAGCUGGCUGAAAGGACAUGAAAAUAGACAGUGGAGAGAAGGAGUGUGCUGUCUCAUUAGGGGGAGAGCAACUAGGAGUAUAUAGCAAGGCGUAUGUAAAUUUUUUGUAUGAGAGACUGACUUGUAAACUUUCACUUAAAGCAUAAUAAAAAUUAAAAAAAAGAAUUAAGCAGGUGGUGGUUGGGCUAGUAGAUAAUACAGGCAAAGCAGAUUUAAUCCCCAAAUUAAAAUAAAGGCGAUGACAAGCAAAGCUACUAUCAGGAUACCAGAAAAAAAACCCGUUGCUGAUACCGACUCAUAGUGACCCUAUAAGACAGAGUAGAACUGCCCCAUAGAGUUUCCAAGGAGCACCUGAUGGGUUUGAACUGCUGACCUUUUUGGUUAGCAGCCAUAGCACUUAACCACUACGUCACCAGGGUUUCCAUUUACAGGAUCACCGCCAAGGAUAAUGGGUGACAAUUGAGAGAGCAAAGUAGAGAUGAGGUGAAAAGAGGGCCAGUAGUGGUAUACAGAUGACAGUGAAGAAUGGCACUGCUGGUGCCAAAACAGGGGUAUAGGUGGGCUCAUGAUGGGCAGGGGGAGGGUUGAUGGAGAAGCUGAUGGAGGGGCUAGGCUCCCAGGCUGUGGGGGUAGCAGUGCAUUGACAAGGUCAUGGUGAGAGGAGUUCGGGGGUAGGGCACUUGAAGACCCCAGGUGAUGGAUGUGGGGUGACUUUAAGUGCAAAUCCUGAGGAUGUUCCAGCAGCAGCAAGAGUAGCCGAGGGCUGGGCUCCAGCCUUCCACCCCCAGUACCCACCGCUGCAGUGUUGAUGAGGCAGUCCUUGUGGGGGCCCUACCGCAUCUAGUCAUCCCGGGUAGUGUUCUGUGCAGACGGCAAAGCUCACGCCCCCAACCUGUGGGGCCUGGUGCAGGUCUACAGCCCUCUAGGCAAAAAAUCUAAACAUUUUUGGAAAGUUUUAUUUGAAAAGUUGGGGACAUGACAGAGGCAAUAGGAUGGAGAUUGCUGUUCCCCUGCCAGCGUUCCCAGAUUAAAGCUAGGCUUGAGUUCCUUAGGUUCCUGGGCACCAGGACCCUUCUAAUCUGUGGGUUCCCAAAGAAUAUACCUACCCAUGUCCUCUCUCGGGCUCCUAUGCCUCCCCCACUGCCCACUUCCUGUGCCUGAGGAGACAUUGAGGUGUGGGGGUAGACUAAGGAGGAGGAGUAGGGAGAAUCUAUUUAAACUCCAGAAGGAGGGGGAAGUGAGAACCUGGGAGCUGGGGGAGGAGACUGAGAGGAACAGAUAGGGAAAAAGAGUGGGGGAGAGGGACACUGCCUUUGCUUCCUCCAUCCUGAAGAUAUUGGGGGUCUGCUAGUCCCCUGAGAUGUCUCCCUCAAGCUCAGGAAGCUUGGGGGAGAUCACCUUCUGUGACAGGGCAAUGGCUCCCUAUUAUUGGGGGUGGUUGGGUAGCAGUCAUGCCCUGGCCAGGGUUGUAGUAACCCCUGCCACAGGGAGGCUGGGUGAGGCAACCCUGCCAUGCCAGGUCCUCCACUUCAGCUGGGUGCCGGCUGGCUAUUGGCGUAGGCCUGAUCGGGGAAGGAAGCCCGUGCUCGGCGGGUCUGGGAGCACACUGAAGCGUAGAGCUCCGGCUCGGGCCCCGAGGCCUGGGCUUUUGGCUCAGAGUCCAGCACCACCUCUGAGUACUUGAUGGGGGCCCCAGGGCUAGGGACCCGGCUCUGAGGAGGCCGCAGCUGCAGGCUGGUGUAGCACAUCACCUCCUCUGCAGCCUGGAGAUGCAAGGCUGUUAGAAGUACACUGGACCCUUGUCCUACUUCCCUCCCCUCUUCUUCAACCCCAGCUGACUCACCCUGGUGGGGCCCCCAGGAGCUGGAUCCUGCUGCUCUGGCCCUGGUUCUUGAGACAGCCGUCCUGGGACAGGGAUCAGGAAUCUGAUUGGUUUCUUGUUCCUCCUCUUGCAGCCCCCAAAUGCCACGACCUGGCCUCUGUGCCCCUGCCCUCUGCCAGCUCCCUACCUGUCUGCAGAUAAUGUAGGUUCCCAUACAGGGGGGCCUCUUCCACAGACCCUCCAGAGCUGCAACACAGAGUUUGGGGUAUAAGUGAGGACUUCUUGGUAAGGCGGAACUCUGGAUCGACCCAUCCUUCUGUUGUCCCCCACUCACCGUCCCUGCUCUGGAUUGCUCCUGUUCCAGCCACUGGUCCACUGGGUCAAGUGUGCAGCCAGUGAGAUGAAAAGCAGCAGCGUCACAGCCCCUAAGAGGGCCCAUAAUCCCCAGGCCUUGCCAAAGGAGGGGAUUCCUGUGGACAGGAGAGAAUGGGUGGGGGGUGCUACUGCCCAGCCCAACCCCUUAGCCCCCGCAGGUGAGACAUUAGGCUGUAUGACCCUCCCUCAGGAGCCCCUGCCCCGCCCAGCUCACCCCGCACUAGUAGAUCCUGUAGAUCCGUGCAGUUGUCUGCUGCUGCUGUGAGAGCCAAGGCCCCAGGCACCCUGUCCGGAGCCAAAGGGUCAGCCUGGCUCAUGGCCUGACAGCUGCUGCAGCCCCCUUUACUCCCACCUUUCCCUGGGCCUGGGCCUCACAGCUCAGCAUCCCCAAUACUGGUGGUGGCAAAGUUGCUGGUUUCCGGGGAGGAAGGGGGAGGGGAAGGAUUGGGUGAAAGAACAAAGACACCGCCCUGCACCUGCGCCACUCCUGCAGCUCCUGAGCAUCCCCCCCUUGUGGCCCUGUGCCCCCCUUCAGCCUGAGAGAAGAGGGAGCAGGCUUGAGUGUAGUGAGCCACUGUGCAGUGAGCCAGUGAAGACUCCAGAAAGGGAGGGAGUGACUUGCCCAGGGGGACCAGAGUGCUGUGAGGCAGGACCAACAAGGACAGGACACCUGGCCCUAGGAUCCCCUCCUGCCAAAGGGUGCCUACCUUUUUUCUCCAACUCUGAAGGAAAAUGCAUACCUCAAUAAGGGCAUUAUAUAGUGGGACAGAAUGGGAGGCCUGGCACCUCCAAUGCCACCACAUCCUAAGGCUGACCUGAGGAGAAUAUGUUUAGAUGAUUGUUAUCAUUAUUACUAGUGUUAUAGUUUAGGGAAGAGUGGAAACUAGGUGCUCCUCCCUUCCAUUCACCUACUUCACCCAGACUGUCCCUAAAAACUGUCACUUUUAGUGAUUACUUGAACUAAAAAAAAUCCUCUGCCUCAAGACUACCCUGGGAAACUGAGUCCUGACGUUGCAUUCUUUCACUUGGGGAGUGGGUACCUGCUGUGCCUCAGAGAUACCCCGACUACACAGGAGGCUAUUGAUAUGAGAAGAUAGAUUUUAAGUUCCAAAUAUAAACCUUAGACCAGAAGUCAAAGAUAUAUUUUGUUUGGCUCAUAUAAUGUUUUUUAAAAAACAUAAAUUUACUGUCAUUGUAUAUCAAGGGAGGGGAUGGUAGGAAAGGUCCUGCCCCUCCAGUUGUAGGCAAUAGGGGGAUGGAUUGUCUGUCCAAACCAAAAACACCAAACCCGUUGCCAUCAAGUCGAUUCCAACUCGUAGCGACCCUAGAGGACAGAGUAGAACUGCCCCAUAGAGUUUCCAAGGAGCGCCUGGCAGAUUCAAACUGCCAACCUCUUGGUUAGCAGCUAUAGCACUUAACCACUACGCCACCAGGGUCUCCAGAUUGUAGGAAAUGUAAAAACGAAAAGAAAAUAGACUAAAAAUCAGCCAUGUACUAGCAAUUCUAAAAAAUAUCAGUAAUAAAAUGACUCCUCCCUGAAAAAGUUUGUAGAUUUAAGUCCUAAAUUUCUGAGGGUACCAUUGCAUUUUAAUAAUAUACAAAUUUCAAAUUAGCACAGUUUUAUUUAUCCUUUAAUAAGCAUUGUAAUUUGCAUGGAAGUUAAUCAGGGGAACUGGUAUUAUACAGUCGGCCCCUGAUACAUGCAGAUUCAUCUACAUGUGUUCAUUUCUAGGCUUAAUUCAUAACGGUUUGAAAUUGUUCAAACCUGCUGUGGGCACAAUUUCUGUUUCCAGACCCCAUGGUUGGACUACAUUUUCCUGUGUUUAAUUUGUAGAUUUAAAAGAAACAAUGAUUGUAAAGUCAAAGAAAUUAAACGAGUUACUUUAAGGCUGACAUUCUGUGUGACCAAUUGGAAUUUUCGUUUAUAUUUUAAAAUUCCUGGAAAUGUGAAACGGAAUUUUUAUGAAUCUUUGUCAAAUUUAUCCUUAUGUUUAAAACUUUCCCUAUUUGUAUGUUUCUUGCUUCAUGUGAAAGAAACUUCUCGAAAUGAAAGUUAAUAAAAAGUAUUAUUUGAUCAGCUAUCAGAGAUGGACAAAUCUGGCUAUGUUGUCUAUUACUAGAGAUUAUUUUUGACGAAGUCAUUGACAAACUUGUAGAAGUUAAGGAUCAGAAACAAGAAUUGUCAUGUUACUUAUCAUUCAGACAGACCAAAAUGUAGGUAUGUUUUUUGCCCCUUUUUUCAAAAACAAAAACAUACAAACUGUAACUAGAACUAUUAACUUACCCAUUACAUUUUUCUUCUUGCUCUAUAAUGUUUAAUUUUUAAUUGUUUUGUUUUUUAUACUGGCAUAAUUAUAAGGAGCUCUGGUGGUGCAGUGAUUAAAGCGAUCGACUGCUAAGCGAAAAGUGGCAGUUCGAAACCACCAUCAGCUCCUAGGAGAAAGCUGUGGCAGUUGGCUUCCAUAGAGAUUUGCAGCCUUGGAAACCCUGUGGGGUCGCUAUGAGUCAGAAUCGACUCCACUGCAGUGAGCAUAAUUAAAUCCACACAAAAUUCAGUAAAAGGAAGUGCUCAGUAUCUGAGUUUCUUUGCUGGCCCUUAAUAUUAUUGAAAAUAAUUUUGUCAUAUACAGGAGGCGAGUUUAAUAAAUGAUGAGUAUUUUUUUUUUAUGGGUGUCAAAUACGCUAAAGUGUGACUGGGAUACCUUGUAAACAUUAAAAAUAGAGCAAUUUCAAAUUUUAAAAGUCCAGCUUUGUCGAUUUAUUUUUUAAAAUCAUAACCUGGCAAUAGUGGGCCCAAGUUCCCUGAAGGCAACCAUCAGUAGGAGUUGAGUAGGGGGCUCCCCUUUUAAAAGAGCUUUUAUGUUUAAUGAGGAGCUAGUUCUAUAAACCUUCACCUAAAGUACAAUCAUUAAAAAAAAAAGUAAAGCUAAAUAAUAAUAAUAAUUAAAUCAUGCUUUCUUUCCUCAGUGAGAUGGUCUGGCCGAAAUAUCGCGAUACAGGAAACUCCAAAGGUUUAGAAUUGUCUUCUCAGGAAACAAGGGCAAAGACUAGUUUACUUUCUGGCCGGGGUGGGGGGAAAAGCUCUUAGUCCCCUGUGCGUAUUAUAAGUAGUGUUUAAUAGGUCUGAAGGACAGAGAACGGGCACUUCCUCAACUGAAAAUUCAGGACCUUCUCACCACCUGUGGAAUUAUAAAAGUGAGCCGCACUGAGAAUGAGCCCCGUUUGGUUGGUGCGCACGGAAGACGCACUGCCUGCGUAACUAGCACAGUAGACGGACGACACCCCGCUAUCACGCCGCUCAGCUAGCCAGCCGCAGAUGGCGGGGUUGCUUCUUGGCGGGCUUACUGUGAGACGGGAUGACCUGCGUGCAUGAGCACGCGGCACUUUCUGCCCAAGGUCCGGGGACUUUCCCCUAGGCGUGAGAAAUGAGGAACUAGUCCUCCG